AUGACAAAUAAUUUUCCAUUAGAUACAUUGAUAACUAAGAAGAAUUAUGAACUUAUUGAAUGCAUGUUAAAGAAUGGAUUUGAUGGAAACAUUGUUGGAAAAAUGAAUAAAACAUAUCUUCAAGUUGCAGUUUCAAACAAAGAUCUGAAACUUGCAACAAUUCUUGUCGAUAAUGGUGCUGAAGUAGAAAAAUCUACUCAACACUUCACAUCACCAUUAAAUAUGGCAAUUGAUCAAAAGAAUGUUGAAAUGGCAAAAUUCCUUAUGGAUCAUGUCAAAGACAUCAGUAUUGCAGAUUCAAAAGGUUACACGGCAUUAAAUGCAAUUGAAAAGUCUAAGAACCAAGAAUUAAUUAAAUAUUAUGAAGAAAAAUUUGGUCAAAUUAAUUCUCAAAAACCAACACCAUCACAACAAAAAGUGACACAACCAACUGCUUCAUCACGUGUUGAAUUACCUAAAUCACAACAAAAAGCACCAGUUGCAAACGCUAAAAUACAAGAAGAUAAUGUUGAUAAUUCAAUUGAUGAAAUUCUUGGUAAAUUACCAGAAAAUAUGAAGAAAGCAACAAUUACUAAUGAAUCAAUUUGA
Trichomonas vaginalis G3 is the source of this 588-nucleotide messenger RNA. RefSeq lists its product as uncharacterized. The record is from RefSeq and is a predicted model, not a curated record. The coding region runs from base 1 to 588 and encodes 195 amino acids. Gene Ontology annotation, molecular function: protein binding. NCBI's taxonomy places the organism in Eukaryota, Parabasalia, Trichomonadida, Trichomonadidae. The transcript has a single exon.